ACAAGAACCCUAAUGGCGCCCAAUUUCUCAUCACCCCUUUGGUAAAAACGCAAACAAAUUCAGGGGGACGAACGGAAAUUAUUCGAGAGGCAAACCAAUUCUCAAAUUUUCAUUUCAUUCCCGCUGCCAAUAAUCACUCUCUCCCUCUCUCUCUCUCUCUCGCUCUACCCUCACUCUAUUGGGAUAUGAAGUGAACUGUGAAGAAGAAGAACAUUGUGAUCUUGUUAUCCCUUUAUAUUAUAAUAUAGCCAUGUUGGUUUAUUAUAAAUGAGAUCAUCCGAGUAGUUUUACAUUCUUAAAUCAUAUUAGUCAGAAUGGAGUGUAACAAAGAUGAGGCUCACAGGGCCAAGAAAAUUGCAGAAGCAAAGAUGGUGAAAAAUGAUUUUGAAGGGGCUCGAAAGUUUGCAUUGAAGGCCAAACAAUUAUAUCCUGAACUAGAUAAUAUUUCCCAACUGGUUACAGUGUGUGAUGUUCAUUGUGCAGCUCAAAAGAAGAUAUAUGGUGCUGAAAAAGAUUUAUAUGGAAUUCUUCAAGUUGAAAAUGUAGCUGAUGACACAACCAUCCGCAAACAAUACCGAAAACUUGCACUUGUACUUCAUCCUGACAAAAACAAAUUUCCGGGAGCCGAAUCUGCUUUUAAACUUAUUGGUGAAGCAAAUAUGACACUAUCAGAUAGAGGAAAAAGGUCAAUUUAUGACAUGAAGUGUAGAGAACCCGCCAAAGCUUCUGCUACAAAGAUUCAUAAUCAUCAAGGAUAUCAAACUUCAUAUGCGGGUCAACAGAACAAAUUCAAAAGGGCUCCAAGUUCUCAGUUUAAUGGUGUGAGUCAUGGUCAACAGUCAACAUCUAACCCAAGCAUUCACUUAACAUUCUGGACGUAUUGUCCGUUUUGUAGCGUUAAGUACGAGUAUUACAGAGAAUUUAUUCAGAGACCUUUGCGGUGCCAGCAAUGCUCAAAACUCUUUAUUGCGUAUGAAAUAGGGCCACAAGAACGUAACAUAAAUCUUGGAUCCAAGGCGCAGAGUGUAAAUCCUGGAUCCAAGCCUGUUUCUCAACAGAAAGAGACUGCAAAAGUUGAAAAUGCCAAAGGAAAUAUUAAAAAGGAUGGAAAGGUUCCUUCUAAUUUGGAACGCAAGAAAACUGAAGGCACUAGAAUGAAUCAGAAAGGAGUGACGAAACCAAAGGUUAGUGGUGUACGGAAGCCAAUGGAAACAGGAACUGCUAAAGCUACUGACAAAAAGAGGCGCAAAAGGAUGGCGGCAGAAUCUAGGGAAGCAAGUUCUGAUAAAAAGGAGGCGGCAGGUGGCGGAGUUAGUGGUGGUAGUCCCAAUGGGAAAAGAUCUUCUCGACAUAGACAGCAAGCUUCUUACCAGGAAGGUGGCGCUGGUGAGUUUAGUCCUUCAAAAAAAUCAAAACUGAGUAAAUCGUCUGGUGAUGUGGCACAUGCUGAUGUCAGCACGCCAAAUGGCAAGCUGAAACAGAACGGAAAGGAAGUGGUGACACCUGACAGUCAUUCUAAAAAUGAUCCAGAGCCGGAGUUAGUAGACUGUCCAGAACAAGACUUUACUAAUUUUGAUAAGGAUAAGGAGGAGCAUUGUUUUGCAGUUGGUCAAAUAUGGGCAUGCUAUGACUCUGUUGAUGCCAUGCCAAGAUUCUAUGCUCAAAUUAAGAAAGUUUAUUCUUCAAAGUUUCGGCUGCGAAUCGCUUGGUUUGAAUCUGACCCAGAUAAUGUUCUUGAAAUCAAAUGGGUCGAAGAAGGAUUACCUGUUGCUUGUGGGAAGUAUGAGCUCGGGGAAACCGAGGAAACGAGUAAUCGCCUUAUGUUUUCUCAUCAGAUGGUAAUUAAGAAAGUGAGUAAAUCUUCAUAUUUUAUUAGUCCCCAGAAAGGGGAAAUCUGGGCUGUUUAUAAAGAUUGGGAUAUGAAAUGGAGUAUGGACCCAGAAAAUCAUACGAAAUACAAAUUCGAUAUUGGGGAGAUUGUAGAAGCCGGUGAGGAUUGUAUAACUGUUGGUUUCUUGUCGAAAGUGAAGGGAUUUGUUAGCGUGUUUCAGAGAUCAAUGUGGGCAGGAGCUGGUGAUCAAAAGAUUCCAUGUAACGAGCGGUUUAGGUUUUCUCAUCGUAUCCCGUCAGCAAAACUUACCGGAACUGAAAGAGCUGGUGUACCCGCUGGAUCUUUUGAGCUGGAUAUGGCUUCUCUGCCUGCUGAUUUUGAAGAGUAUUGUUCGUAUUCUUCUAACAAUGUUAAUACUGCUUCUAAAUCUCAUGAAGAAACGGUCAAACCCGUUCCUAAUUUAGUACGUACUCCAAAGAAGCGCAUUGAUAUGGAUAGCCCGCUUAAACUUCGUCGAUCGCCCAGAGGUUUGGGAAACCAGAAAAUCUAAUUCUUGAGCCAAGGUCUGGACCACAUUUUAUUUUGGUAAGAUUAUGUGUGAACGUUAAAUCUUGUUUUAAAUAGAUGAUAUAUUAGAAACUUUAUCAGCUGAAUUUUGGGGAAAAAAUAUUUUAUAAGAUUCUUGAAUCUUGAGUCUGGUAAGCUUUCUGGGCAUUUAAACUAAA
This is a messenger RNA of Helianthus annuus (common sunflower), 2556 nucleotides long. RefSeq lists its product as uncharacterized. NCBI's taxonomy places the organism in Eukaryota, Viridiplantae, Streptophyta, Magnoliopsida, Asterales, Asteraceae. The record is from RefSeq and is a predicted model, not a curated record. Bases 315 to 2381 code for a protein of 688 amino acids. The transcript is spliced from 2 exons.